AUGUUAUUCUCUACUCUUAUCAGCUCGCUCCUCGUCACUGUAGUCACUGCGAAUCCAACGCGUCGCGAUGUGACAAGCAUCAAGGCGGCUCUCGACGCCAUCUCCAGACAGUUGGUGACCAUGAAUGCCACCUUGAAUGGCUUCAAUGGCGGAGCCGAAGGAACUCUUACGGCGCUCAAGAUACAAGGUCAAGCCAUGGACCUCCAAAAGGAUAUUCAAUCUGGCACCUCGGCCGCGAAGAGCUCGGGUCCGCUAAACGAUCGUGAUUCUUCAACCAUCGCCUUUGGCAUCACGGACCUCACGGGUAAAAUCUACGACGUGCUGGACAAUAUUAUUACCAAGAAGCCUGCAUUUGACACGGCGAUUUUCGGCGUUGGGUCUGCUUCGUUUCUUGUCAGGUCGGAUUUGCAAAAUUUAAAAAAUGACACCGAUUUGUUUGGCGCUGCAGUCACUGAAAAGCUUGUCAAGUCUGUUAGAGACGUCUCGCCCCUGGUCAUUUCAGCAAUCGACUUUCAUUUUGACCAGGCACUUAAGGUGUAUGCCUAA
Metarhizium album ARSEF 1941 is the source of this 546-nucleotide messenger RNA. RefSeq names its product Cell wall galactomannoprotein. The record is from RefSeq and is a predicted model, not a curated record. Gene Ontology annotation, cellular component: extracellular region. The coding region runs from base 1 to 546 and encodes 181 amino acids. Lineage: Eukaryota; Fungi; Ascomycota; Sordariomycetes; Hypocreales; Clavicipitaceae. The transcript has a single exon.